UUAUACUAUUCCCCACCCUUCAGUUCGAAAUCAAUCUCCUCGAUUCCCCUUUCGCAUUCAAUUCUCUUGCACUUCUCGCCACUUUCUCCUCACUCUUUACUCUCAACUAAAUAAGAAAAUGGAAGAACCCAUUUCCUUAGCUUUCAAAUCUCCAGCUAUUUUUGUGACUAAACAUAACUAAGCCCUCUUCUUCCUCCUCUUGAUAGGCUUUGAACUAAUCAAACCCAAGUGGGGGGGAAAGGGAAAGAUAGUGAUCAAUGAGGUCUUUUGGGUUCUUGAUUCUGCUCUCUUUCACUGUUUCAGCACUCAUCGUCAGCAAGAGCAACAGCAUUGCAGCAGACUGUAGAGGAGCUGCUGCAGUGAUCAACAACAGGAAACUAAAGGAAAGGAGCUAUGAUGCCUGCAGGGAUGUGGGCAGUAUUAACAAGGAGGACUAUCCCCGUUCUGAUCCAUCUCCGAACUCAAAAGCGGCUAUAAGCUCUGGCCCUAUCGAGCACGGAACUCCUCUCAUGCCGUAUGUGCCAAGGGCAACACCUCCAGCUCAUCCCAGGCACGGGUCUCCUCCUUAAAUCAAGCUCCAUUCUGCCAAUGCCUCUUUUUGUACUUGAAAUUCUGUGAUCUGCCACUUGAGAACAUUUCUUAGUGUUGUAAGAUCUUAUUUUGUAUUCAGUACUUGUGGCUGUAUAAUUAGUAGUCUAUUUUGCUAAGAAGUCUCAUUCUCAUCGAUCUAAGUUGUGAAAAUAACCUUAACUAGAUAACCUGGUAAUGAAGCAUGAUGUUCUUAUUGGUAA
Messenger RNA from Asparagus officinalis (garden asparagus), 791 nucleotides. RefSeq lists its product as uncharacterized. The record is from RefSeq and is a predicted model, not a curated record. The coding region runs from base 258 to 569 and encodes 103 amino acids. NCBI's taxonomy places the organism in Eukaryota, Viridiplantae, Streptophyta, Magnoliopsida, Asparagales, Asparagaceae. The transcript has 3 exons.